Molecule: messenger RNA, 1083 nt
Organism: Rubroshorea leprosula
Lineage: Eukaryota; Viridiplantae; Streptophyta; Magnoliopsida; Malvales; Dipterocarpaceae
Source: the annotation of a GenBank genome assembly
GUUUUUUCUUCUUGUUUUGAAACGCUAAGCCGUCCCCACCAUCCUCAAUCCAUCACCACCAUUGUCCAUCCUUCACCAACUCCCAUCACCAAUUCCACUCCAAACCCUCUCACCCACAUCUCAUAAAUCCCCUAAGUAGCAGCUCAUUGUUACCCACUCCACCACUGCCGCAUGUUGCCUUCAACAACCUUGGGUUUCUCUUUUCAGCAAGCAGAUGCUAGCCCCCCUCAAGUUUUGGUUAUCUCUUCCUUUCGGGCUUCCACUUUAGGAGGAAUCGUCUCUCUCACUCACAAUUUUUUGGUAAAAUUGAGCAUGAAACCAAUCUCGUUCUUUCUCUAAUUUUGGUAGAUUUAGUUGAAUAUUGACCAUUUAGAUUUGGGGAAAUCGCAUAGGAUUUAUGGGUAUUUCCAUUCUUUUAUUUCCUUGAAAGAUUGUGACAGUAUUUGUCUAGUGUUUUGCUGCUGUUUUGCUUAGAUUCUCCUGCUGUUUUUUUGGUCUUGAACUAUCUGCUGUUUGUGUCCAGAAUUUGUACAUGUUGUGGUGCAGAAUUUGCUGCAGUUUCUGCAACCUGUUUUGCUGCUGCAUUUUCUGCUACCUGUUUUUCUGCUAUAUUUUCUGCAAUCUGUUUUGCUGCAUUUUCUGCAACCUGUUUUGCUACUGCAUUUUUCUGCAAUCUUGGCUGUUUUGGUGCUGCAUUUUUCUGCAAUCUUGACUGCUUUUGCUUUUGCUUUUGCAUUUUGCUGCAUUUCCCCAGCUGUUUUUGCACUGUUUUUAAACCAGAAAAUUCUGUAUUUUUCCCUAGAAAAAUUCUGCAUUUUUUCUGCAUUUUUCCUUGCUGUUUUCUACAUUGUUUUUCCCCAGAAUUUUUCUACCAUUUGCCAAGUUUUGCUGCUCCUUCGCCAAAAAUGUUUGGAAGGUCAGCUGUCAUCUUUGGAAAUUUAUAUAUGACUGUGCGUGUGAAUUAUAUAUAUAUAUAUAUAUACACACACGUAAGGUUUUGGUGGGUAGAAUGGCAAGAGGAGAUAGGGAGAAAUUGCUCUUUGGGAUAGAACUUGAUGUUAGAAUUAAAGAUCAAUUUUAGUU